This is a messenger RNA of Cydia pomonella (codling moth), 5198 nucleotides long. RefSeq names its product DNA helicase MCM9-like. Lineage: Eukaryota; Metazoa; Arthropoda; Insecta; Lepidoptera; Tortricidae. Gene Ontology annotation, molecular function: single-stranded DNA binding; single-stranded DNA helicase activity; ATP binding. Gene Ontology annotation, cellular component: nucleus; MCM complex. The transcript is spliced from 12 exons. Bases 664 to 3567 code for a protein of 967 amino acids. The record is from RefSeq and is a predicted model, not a curated record. Gene Ontology annotation, biological process: double-strand break repair via homologous recombination.
AAUCUUUCCGGUGGCGCUAAGGUAGCACAAGGACAUGGCAUGAACCAAAGAGUAAAGUAAUCAUACUUAGACGUUACUGACCUGACGGAGUGAAGUGCGCAGUCGGUGAUUUGAAUUUUUUACAAAGUCAAAAAUUAGUUCGCUAUGUAUUGUGGCGCAACCUAUUUAAGGUUUUUUGAUGGACACUUUUCAUACACAUAGAUUGUUCUCCUUAUCUCUAUCCUCCAUAGGUUAUUAGUUAUUAGGCUUUUUAGUCGGCAAUGUAUCAAAAAAUCACGCUCGGUUUGUUACAAGGUCUGUAGAGCCCUAUAAUUUGUCCUGUACUGUGCGCUCGGAUAUCGAUAGAAGAUCUUGAGAUUUGUUGAAUAUCACGAUGUCUGAUAUAUUUUUAAUGUUAUUGAAACACGUUUCUUGUGAUAAUAAACUAUUCUAAUUUAAGGUAAUUAGGUACAUCUCUUUUACUAGAACACAAGAACUUGAGUGUAUUGUGGAACCAUCGUGUAACUAGUUAGUUAAAUAUUGGUUAAAUAGUUAUAUCUGAACGGUACCCAAUUUAACCGUCAUUGUCAAUGUCACUGUCAUGUCAUGCUUCCUUAGCCUUACCCCUUUCCACAUGAUGCCGCUCAAAACAAAUACAUUUAUACAUUUCACUGAACAUACAAAAUGAUUUUAGAAUACGUGCUCAAAUACCACCUCCAAGAUUGUAUCAAUAUACUUACGGAAGAGGACAUAUUAGCAUUCUAUAGUAUAAAAAUUGAUUUUUUAAAGCUCUUCGAGAUAUAUCCUGAUAUAGGCGAUAAAAUACUUUGUAGUCCAGUAGAUAGUCUACCACAAUGCCACGAAGACAUAAUAAAGGCGCAACAAUAUGUACUGGAACAAAGCGAAUAUAAAUCUAUCAUCGAAAAGCUACCUCAUUGCUUUUUGAAGAAAAACGUCCACGCUCGUAUCUUUGGACUUCCCGUUUGCCCUGAGCUCCAUCGGACAAUAUUUCCCAAAAAUGUGGACUUAGGCUGCUUUUUGAAAGUUACUGGGACAAUUGUAAGAGUAACACAAGCUAAAAUGUUGGAAUAUCAACGCAAGUAUGUUUGUGUAAAAUGCAAGUUUGAGAACUGUGUGCAAGCAGAAUUUGAGCACAGGUAUGUUCUGAAAGCUCCUUCGAGAUGUGGCAAUAAUCAGGUCAAUAAAGCCAGGUGCACGAGCUCAACAUUCACACAAGUUAACUUAGUCUCCAGGGAGUACUGCAAAGAUUAUCAGGAAAUUAAAAUUCAAGAGCAGGUAAAUAAACUUGGCAUAGGCACUAUACCAGGUUCCAUGUGGGUUGUGCUGGAGGAUGACCUGGUAGAUUCCUGCAAACCUGGAGAUGAUGUUCAUAUCUGUGGAACAGUGCGUCGCCGCUGGCGUCCUGCCAUCCAAGCCAAGCAGUCAGAGGUAGAAUUGGUACUACAGGCUAACUACCUCGAGGUUUGCAAUGCCCAGAAGUCAGAGGUCCUAGCAGCUGCUCCUGAUGUCAAAGAGUGCUUUGAUGAGUUCUGGGCAAAGUAUGGAGCUUGCCCUCUGAAGGGCAGAGACCAGAUUUUGAAGUCAGUGUGUCCACAGGUAUAUGGCUUAUAUUCAGUAAAGCUGGCCCUACUGCUGACCGUGCUCACGGGCGCGGGCGCAGCGGACGCGGAAGCGGGGGCAGAGGCGAAAAGCGGCGCGGGAGACGACAACAUCACGCGCGUGCGUGGUCAGUGCCAUCUGUUGCUGGUGGGAGACCCAGGUACGGGAAAAUCGCAGCUGCUGCGUGCGGGCGCUACGCUGGCGGCGCGCGCCGUGCUGACCUCGGGCGCCGGCAGCACGCGAGCCGGCCUCACCUGCUCGGCGCUCAGGGAAGGAGGCGAGUGGCAGCUGGAAGCAGGCGCGUUGGUGCUUGCCGAUGGGGGAGUGUGCUGUGUAGACGAGCUGGCUCAGCUAAGGCCCCACGACCGCGCCGCCGUGCAUGAGGCUAUGGAGCAACAGACUGUGUCCGUGGCCAAGGCAGGGAUCGUGUGCAAGCUGAACACGCGCUGCGCCGUGGUGGCAGCGUGCAACCCGCGCGGCCGCUACGAGCCAGCCGAGCCGUUGCACCACAAUGUGGCGCUGGGGACCCCUCUGCUCAGCAGGUUUGACUUAAUUUUCAUUCUUCUAGACACGAAAAAUAAGGCUUGGGACAAGCUCGUCUCUUCGUAUAUAUUAUUUGGCGGCGCUCAGACCAUUGAUAGCAAAAAACAAUGGAGUAUUGAAAAACUGCAGAUGUACAUCGGGCUCGUAGGAGGCGUUCGCACGGAAAUGACAGCGGCGGCCAACACGGUGCUGCGCGCCUACUACAUGUCGCGGCGCCGCGCGCCCGCGCGGGAGCCCGCCCGCACCACGGUGCGGAUGCUCGACAGCCUCGUCAGACUAUCUCAGGCGCACUGCCGGCUAAUGCGGCGCGCUAGCAUCCUGCCGGCGGACGCGGUGGCGGCCGCGGCGCUGCUGGACCUGUCCAUGCGGGACGGCGCGCUCGCCGACACCAGCGACGCGCUGCACGACUGCUUCCACAAGCACCCCGACUUCCACUACCUCUGCACCGCCCGCGCGCUGCUCACCGAGCUGAACCUCCCCGAGAUCUGGCAAAACGAACUCUUGUCCUACGCCAAACUGCUCCAAGUCGAUCAUAAAACUCUAGAAAGCGAAAUAGAAAACAAAAGUACAAAGCUCUUCGAAAAAUUCGACGACGUCUCCGAUGAUAAUAUCCCGUUAUCCUCGACUUUAGUCACGAGCUCGUAUUUUAAAAAGAAAAACGAUGACCAUGUGGAUUUUGUAAAUAGCGAUACUGACGGUCGACCCGUAUUCGAUACUGGGGAUAAUGUGAAUGAAAAGUUUGCAGCGACUUUGAAGAAACAUGCGGCGCUUAAUAAACUUGAAAGAAAACCACCACUAGUGCAGAAACCAAGGAAAAGGAAGAGGAAAGAAAAUUUAAAAAAUCUAAAAUUAGGUAAAAGGAAAAUCGAUAACUCUUUAAAAAAUCAUGUCCUUGGCAAUAUUUCUGACAGCGAUUCAGAAGAACAAAAUAGUACAGUUAAUUUGAAUGGUGUCCCCAGUGUAAAUGAUAUUUUCAAUGAAAUUGGUAUAGAUUUUAACUUUGAUGACAGCGGAAAAAGCAAUAAAGUAAUAGAAAAUAGCAAGAUUUCAGCAGACGGGAAAGCAGAGUCACGCAAGGCUGAUGUAGAUAUUAAAGUAAUACAGAAUAAAAAAGACAAAUCAAGUAAAUCAUUAGUCGAAAACAAAGAGUGUGAAAUAAAAUCUAUCAGUACACUAAGUCCUAAUACUUCGUCAAAUACUCUGAGCAAAUUAAGACAAUUCCAGUGUGUGGAGACACGUGAUAUAAGUAAAUAUGAAGAAAAGGUAAACACAAGCAAAGUACAUAAAGAAAAUGAAGUAGUUCUUAAAUUGGAGAAUGUGUCUGAUUCAAUACAUAACUCAAGUUAUGCAAGUAAGAAAUCUGUUACUAGUUCUCAAAUGUCUAUAUUUGAAAGCUCGGAUUGUGAUAUAGAUUUAGAUAUAUAGGUAAAUAAAGAUAAAUCAUGUAUUUUAGUAUUUUUUUAAACUAUCAGUUUUACCCAGAAUAUGAAUGUUUUUUAAUAAAAUCUCUUUUUACAUUUACUUGCUGGUUAUCAUUAUAACAUUUAUAACCUAUGCUAUCGAUACAUAAUUAACGAUAACGAUUCCUCCGUUCAUUAAGUAACCAAGGUAUGCAUUAGUGAAGCAACGAAUAGUGCUUUUCUAAAUUUUACAAUUACGAAUUAUAGUAGUUCACCUCGAACUGAGAACUCGCGGUUCACGAAAAACUAUAUUACUGCCGCAAAUGUCAAAAAUCGGGCCGCGCCGCAGAAAUCGUUUUUGACAUUUGAGGCUGAUGCAGUCGGCAAAAUUGUCGCGCUGCAAUAUUGCCGCAAUAGUGCAGUUGCGGUCAGAAUCCGAAAGUCACCUUUACGUCCUUUCGCCCACCCUCAGGUCUCAAUUUCCAACUCAAUCAGACUAGCGAAAGUGAUACUGAUACAUUACCUACUAAUAUUUUAUAUGCCUCCUAAAACUCCCAGUUUGCGUGCCCAUCACAAUUGACCAAACAAAUUUAAUACGCUGAACUACAAACAUGCGUUUACCUAGUAAUUUUAUUUAAAUUAGAACAACUUUAAGUUAUUGCGUAAUGAACUCUGAUAGUUCGGUUCAGCGACAUGGCUACCAACUGCAUGUAUAACUUUUAUUUUCGGCUUUUUCCUUUACUUCUGCUAUAAGAUAUUCCUCGUGCCUAAUUUCAAGUUUUUACGAGAGCAAGAAUAUUAAGAGCCUCGGUAGAGAGUACCAUUUUGUACCAUUUGGCGUUGAAACUCUAGGUCCAUGGGGUCCUAGCGCGCACAAGUUUUUUGGAGAAAUCGCGAAACGUCUGGUUGACGUAACUGGUGACUGAAGAGCUGGCGGCUUCCUCGCACAACGUAUCAGUAUUGCGAUACAACGAGGAAAUGCCACCAGCAUCCUUGAUACAAUGCCUCAAGGACCUAUUUUAGAUAUAAGCUAGUUAUAGUAAUCAUCUGUAUAUCCAUUAUGUAUUUUGUUAUUGUAAAUAAAUACUUUUACCAAUGAUGAAUAUGAUGAUUUUUGUAUAAAGCAUGCGGCACAAACGAAAGUAUCUUUUGAUUGAUACCCUCAUGCGUUCUGAAAAAUAUUAUAGUCCAAGAUCCCAGAGCCGCCUGACCUUAAUUAUUUUCUCAUGAAUAAAAUGUAUGGGAUAAUUGAUGAUCAAAUAUAAUAUCGAUCGAACUUCACUUCAAGAAGUUCGUUUAAUCAUCAAUUAUAUUUCGUCACUUCAUUUUUCAGAUAUAAUUUUAUAUUAAGGGGCUGUCAACACCCAAUGUCCUUGAAAUUGAUGUUACUUAAACAGAUUUUUAAGAAAGACUAUUUGUUUUAGUCAAGUAAGAAAAAUAUAUGUUCAUAUUAAUUAUAUUUCAAAGACCGUAAUUGUACUCGAUACAUGAUUGAACGAAAUCGGCUCGAUAGAAAAUAAUUGCAAAGAUUGGUCUUAAAAUCACAAUUAAACGGUUCUAUGUCUUUAUUGUUUUGACUUAUGGGUCUGCAAUUAAAAUCACAAUUUCAAAACAUUUAUAUCUAAACCGCUGACGAGUAAAAUAUUACACUAAUAA